AUGCGCAUUUGUAUAUCUAGAACCUUAUUUCAGCGAAUUGGUUCAUUAAAAUGUGAAAAAUAUCUACCAUCAGUCAACUGCGAUUUCGCAGAGUUCCCGGAAAGGUUACUGGCAAUCUUACCCGGGAAGAAGCACAAAACCGUUAUUACACGCUAUGAUUAUGAUGGCGCUUGCAAGCUAGCGCAAUGUGUAGAAGGUGCUGCGGUGGCCAGUGAUCUCUUCACCCAUAUAAUCAAGGACCACGGGGCAUGGAUAGCAGCUGUUCAGAGAGCGCAAAUGUACGGGAUCAGACUAGUGACACCACUCAGGUUAAUUAACAAUGCCUUCGAUGAUGGUAAACUCAAACUCAGAGGGCUGUCUUCUAGAGAGUUCGCCACCCUUGCAAGUGUAUGUGCCAUCUAUCGAACAGAUGAAACGGAAUCUAUUUUGAAUAAAAUGUGCGAUCCUGAACUUCUAAGGUUGGUACUCCCUGACAUGACUAACUCGGAUUACGCCCUUUUCCUCAAUGCAUUGGCAAGGACCAAGCGAAUGCAACGGCUCCAUGAAAAGACUGUGGAACAGGAGCUUGCAAAAAGGAUAACAACUAUGAGUACAUUUGACAUAGCGCUAACUUUUGAUGUGUUGAGUGCAUUGCGGAAGAGGCACCAGAACACCGCGAAGGCGGCGGUAGAGAGGUUCACCACAGAUUUAGAGAAAUCCGCUUCAUGUGAUCAAUUACGACGUUAUAUGAAGGUAAAGGUGCCUGUUAAAGGCACCGUUAAAGCGGGUACAGCACAGAGGAUGCUGUUGCCACUUGUUAACGAUAUCACCCUUUUCCUCAGGGCAUUGGUAAGAGCUGACCAACUAGGUGCUGAUGAUAUGGAUCAUAUAGCAAAAAUAUGUGCAUAUCUCUUUUCGGCGUACAAAGAAAUGGAGGGCACGCCAGAAAUCGUAAAUGAGAGAGUAGUAGCUAACUCAACGACUAUCCUCAUGUGCCUUUGCUGUUUGGCAGCGAAAAUUGGAAACUUGAGACAACAUACUGCUACUCUUGAUAACGCAAUAGUACAGAUAUUUCAUUAUCUAAGACAAGAAGUUGCACUGGAAAUGUUCUCGGUCAAAGAGCGUACGAAACUUUGCCUGGCAGUGCAGACUUAUUGGCAUCUGGCAGAUGUAAGAAGACACGUCAAGCUUCUCCACGAUAUAUACACUAACAUCGUUCGGCCAGAUGAUAGGCGCUUUUUGGCGGUGCUAGAUUAUCGCAAAGACAACCAUACUGGGGAAACGUCCAGUUAUGAGAGUAUCACAAAUGAAGUGUACAACUGCUUGGCGCGGAUUUCGAGUGAAGACGCCUACCGCAAAGGUAUUAGCAAAGUAACUGUACCGCCUUACGUUAUCAGUAUUAUUUACUCUAACACAGAAUCCGUGCUGUAA
Babesia sp. Xinjiang is the source of this 1410-nucleotide messenger RNA. RefSeq lists its product as uncharacterized. The record is from RefSeq and is a predicted model, not a curated record. Lineage: Eukaryota; Apicomplexa; Aconoidasida; Piroplasmida; Babesiidae. The transcript is spliced from 3 exons. The coding region runs from base 1 to 1410 and encodes 469 amino acids.